UCCCCAAUAUGUAUUUCUUCAGUACUUAAUCUGAUUUUUGCUGCUGAUCUCAGUUUUUGGUUUUUCUCUCUGUAUCAUCAUCUUCUUCUUCUUCAACUGAUCCAUUUUUGGUGUCUUUCAAAAGUUUGAGCUUCUAAAGGAAUUAUUUACUUACCUUUUUCUCAUUACCACUUUUCAGUCAAAUUUAGUUAAAGUUUUCACUAGGUUUAACUGUUCAAGAAGUACUGGGAUGACAGUUUCUUCUCUUGGAGUUGGAUCUCUUCAUUCACCCUGGAAAUUUACUUGUUAAAGUUCUUCGACUUGUUCUCUCUUUCUGCCAGUUUUAGUACUUCAAGUUUCUUAAUUCUCUUCCAAUGGCACCCACCAGCAGAAGAGGCAAAGCCAGCAAGCCACUAAGAACCCAUUACAAAAGGAAGCUUGAACAGCCAAGUACUAUUCAAAAGGCACCAUCUUCCACCACGAGUUCAGAUAAUCUUCCCAAGAUCGAGGGAUUCGAUAUCGAACGAGUCGAUGAUACCUCCACUAGUACUACUAGUCCAUAUUCUACCCCGAAAGCUCGGCGGUUUCGGAUACCGGAGAUCGAUACAUGCCCUCCGGCACCGAAGAAACAAAGGGUUCUCUCCAAUUACUCAUUGCAAAGAACACCUAUUGCUUUCUUUGCUCCUCCGGAUUUAGAGCUGUUCUUCUUUUUCGCACGUAGGGAUAUCUCAGUCUGAUCAAUAGUUUUAAGAUUAGGUGUUUCUUCUAUUUGAUUUAUUUUGAAGUUUGAUUUCAUUGAGUAUAGUUUUAAGAACCUAUGAGUGAUUUAGGAGGAGGAACAAGAAAAAAGUUGGUAGCUAUUUUGCUUACUUUUGAGGGCAAAUUUUGUUGGGUUUUCAAAUUUGUAGGGUAUUGCUAAUCACUACAUUUGUAGGGUAUUGCUGACUUUUGGAAGAGUGCAAUAUUGUAAUAUGUGGGUGUAAUUUGAAGGUUUUUUA
Hibiscus syriacus is the source of this 977-nucleotide messenger RNA. Its product is annotated as cyclin-dependent protein kinase inhibitor SMR9-like. NCBI's taxonomy places the organism in Eukaryota, Viridiplantae, Streptophyta, Magnoliopsida, Malvales, Malvaceae. Bases 354 to 716 code for a protein of 120 amino acids. Gene Ontology annotation, biological process: regulation of DNA endoreduplication. The transcript has a single exon. The record is from RefSeq and is a predicted model, not a curated record.